Messenger RNA from Paramacrobiotus metropolitanus, 2712 nucleotides. RefSeq lists its product as uncharacterized. The record is from RefSeq and is a predicted model, not a curated record. The transcript has 2 exons. The coding region runs from base 316 to 2229 and encodes 637 amino acids. NCBI's taxonomy places the organism in Eukaryota, Metazoa, Tardigrada, Eutardigrada, Parachela, Macrobiotidae.
UGUAUCAGAAUUGUAAAAAAACUUCGAAAAACGUGAUUAUUCAUUUGUUCAUAUAAUUACGGGAAGGUUCAACAGACACAUCGAUAACAAUUUUUAUCAGCGCUCCAUUGGAAACCUUGCCUUCUGUAGUGUCUUACAUUCACUAAAUGCACUGUUCCUAUGGUGACCUUGAGCAAGGUUAUAGUAGAAAGGCUCCGAGAGUGUCGUCCCAGGUAGAACUGUGAAAAAAACAAGCUGGACCCCUAAAAGUUGUAUGGACAUUUGCAAGAACUAAGAUGACCACUCAAGAAGAUUUCUUGAUGUUGCAUCGAAGAGAUGCUUGCUUUUCGUGUCUGCCGUAUAACAGCAACAUUAUUUCACCGAGCCUUCUUCUUAUUGAUUGCUGAUUUUUUAGCUGGUCCGCGGUGGUUUUUCAUUAAUUUUUUCACUGCUAUCGUUGAUUGCAUUUUUGCUUCCAACCAUGAUUACAGUCUUUACAAUUUCGCCGAUCCGAAAACUUUUGCUGCGGCCCUUGGUUUCUGUUUCUGUUGGUGGAUGGCCCAUUAUCUUUGUUCGAAACAGAUGUGGUAUAAUGGUGUUCUUAUUGAACUCUUCUUCUUGAUUCAGUUGCUGGGACAGUUGAGUAAUUUUGCCUUUACAACCAGCAAUCAGGUUUAUCCCAUUCUUACGGCGCUUAUCAUCUAUCUUCUUGUUGGCUGUUACCGUCACUACAUCGCACAACUCCGUCUGCAGGAUCCCGAGCAGACACUUUAUCGGCUCUCACAACUACGCAAACCGUUUGUUCCUCGACGCGCGCUUCAGUUGAUCCAAGUGACCCCGCUUUUGUACAGUAUUCUCCAUUUUACCAGGGACCAGUUUGACGACGCGACGUACUUCCGCGUGAAAUACUCACUGGGAAUGGCUGACGCAUUGGUAUUUGUGGGGAUUAAUUUGGAUUUUGGGCUGGCUUUCCUAACACGCGUCAUGGGAACCUUGCGCCACCUGCGAAACCAUUACUCCUGGAGAAAUCUGGGCUAUUUUUGCCGGUUCAACAUAACCGGCUCCUACCACAUCCAGAUCCGUGAUAUCGGCUGGAUGGCCGUUCCUGGCGACCAGAUGCAGCUGGCGUGGAUUUUAUAUUGGGUUUUUAAAGUCUUAAUCAUCAGCUUCCUGUGGACGGAGACGCCCGCGCAGUAUUAUUUUCAUUUUCUGUUCAAGGAGCUUUUGGGCAAUUUCGUUUCAGCGACAGCGACGAUAUACCUCUUAUGCAUCGCCGUUGGAUUUAUAUUAGCGUCGGUUGCCGCUGUUUUCACGCUAACGGCCGAUGUGAUGGCUUGCAGUUCCGUAUGUCUCAGCAGCUACGACACUGUACAACACAUUCGCUGGAUCUCCUUCACGACGUUGUUAUGCCCACACAGUCGCCACAAUAUCAUGUAUUACAUUCUGUAUGCCUUUUUACCGUUGUGCGGCCACAUGAUCCAGAACAUCGGUGAAGCCGUACGACAACGUUGUUGUUGCCGAUCGCAGUCCUGGUUGAGCGCUUGUGGGGGGAUCAUAGCUAGUAGCAUCUACGUACUGUUCUCCGUUGCUGUCUACCUUCUUAUCACUCUGUUUCCUCCGCAUGUGGCCAACUGCUAUGCGUAUCUCUUGGAAAGCACCACUGCGGUGUGGAUUGGAUAUAACGGAUUUAUGGCGUUCGUUGAGCUGGUGACAAUUGUCGUUUACCAGGGCUUGGCGGACGAGGUGUCGAAGGAUAAUCUCAGUGUCGGAGUGAAGAUCUUCCGCAACUGCAUGGCUGGUUUAAUGGUCGUCAUCCUUAGUGGCAUCAAUAUUGUAUCGUUGGCCGAAGCGCAUAUGUCCGUGGGAAGCUAUGCUCCAUGUGGAUACCGGAUUGUAGUGCAUAAUAUAAUGCAGAUAAUCGCCCGGCUGAUUUUUUUCUAUGUGACGGUGACGCAUAGGAGAGACUGUGGUUCUACGCUGGGAGAAUGCAAUACGGAUUCCGUUGUUAUACAACAGUCAUGGGGAUCGGAAGGAAUGGGGACAGAUUAUUCUUCGUGCGGGUUGUGUUAUGAUAGUCGCAGCAAGGGAGAUUACUGGGAACUGCAGUGUGGGCACUUGUACCAUAAGGAAUGCUUUGAUACAUGGAGGAACUGUGGCAGUCGGUGUCCAGUUUGUAGAAUGGUUUUCCGGCGAGCUGAGGUUCAGCCGGUUUUUGGCAUUGAAAACGAUGAAUCAGUUUUGGAGACUUAAGAUUUUUGAAUUCAUAGUAUCACAGCAAUUGCUGGAUGACCUUUGCAAGCUAAGUAGAGACCAUGAACGUGUCCGCUAUAUUGGAAAACACUGGAAGGGGUUUUUAUGUGAGAGAUCCAAGGUCGUUGGUUGUUGGGUCAAGAUAAUCUAUUUCUUGAUGUGAUUUUCCUCACAGUAUGUUAACAUCUGCCUUUAAGUUCAAAUACUCUAUUCCUCCAUGAGUGUGAUAGAUUUAUUCCAUUAUGAGUGAAGAACAUCUAGUGAAUAUGCAAGUGAAGAACAUCUAGUGAAAUAUAUCUACUAGCAUUCACCGCUACAGCGCUAUUAGUAGCUUUCUUCAAGCUUAAAAAUGGGUGACUGCGCGCGCAAAGCGAGAACUUACGGAUACUGGUAUGUAAUCACCGUCCGAAUCCGGAACGUCUGCAUUCAAUAUAAUCUAUUACGAUAUUACACUUUUGGACAUUUGUGUUACGAUAUUUAAUA